AUGAUAAUGGAUAACAACCAAAACCUGGCAGGACGGGACAGCAUGGCAGACACAACCUCUUGUAUGAUGGCUACCUCACAUCUACUUCAGUCGUCCAUUCAUGGCAUGAACCCCGAGAUCCAUCCAGAUCACGCGGUGGACCAUCAUGAUCAUCUCCAGGACGAAAACGAUGACGUCAAAGAUGAACUCGACUUGGACAGCGACUCUGAGGAGGAAAGAAAGUUUUCCGGAACUUCCACGCUGUCACAACAGAAUCGACGAUUUGCGGAUGUGAAGCCACCGUAUUCCUACAUAGCUCUCAUCACCAUGGCAAUUGAAAGUUCAAACUCCGGUAUGAUGACCCUUAAUGAAAUCUAUGCCUUCAUCAUGAACAGAUUUCCUUACUUCAAAGAGAACCAACAGAGAUGGCAGAACUCUAUCCGUCACAAUCUUUCCCUUAAUGACUGUUUUGUUAAAAUCCCACGUGCUCCUGGGAGACCCGGAAAAGGAAACUACUGGGCGCUUCAUCCAGCAUGCGGUGAUAUGUUUGGUAACGGAAGCUUCUUGCGCCGCGCCAAACGCUUCAAGCUCCAGCGCCAGAAAAUGAGGGAAGCUGAACAGGCACAAGUGCAGCACGUGAAUUCAUUUGGACAUUUCAGUCUGUACCCUCCGCCAUCUGGAUACAAACCUUACCCAUCACUCAACUCGCUCACUCUCGGAUCAUUUCCCCAGGGUCUCCCUCAGUCUCAACAAUAUGGCAGCUUGGUUUCCAAACCUGAAGCAUGGAAUCCUCCCGGAUCGUCUAGCUAUAAUCCGUACUACAGCAGCAACAGCAUGAACAUGAACAUGAACAUGAACAAUUCUAUAGGACCUUCUCUCGGCAGUUCUCUCGGAGGGUCUCUUGGAGGAUCCUACUUAUCUGGGAACCAGGUCCCUCCCGUGCCAAGCAUGAACAGCUCGCUGACGAAUUAUCCAUCCCUGCAGCAGUCCUACGGAUGUGGUCCUCAGUAUAACAGUCAAAUCCGACUCCAGGCGUCGCAGUAA
Molecule: messenger RNA, 1023 nt
Organism: Ylistrum balloti
Lineage: Eukaryota; Metazoa; Mollusca; Bivalvia; Pectinida; Pectinidae
Product: forkhead box protein B1-like
Exons: 1
Coding region: 1-1023 (340 amino acids)
Biological process (GO): regulation of transcription by RNA polymerase II; cell differentiation; anatomical structure morphogenesis
Molecular function (GO): DNA-binding transcription factor activity, RNA polymerase II-specific; RNA polymerase II cis-regulatory region sequence-specific DNA binding
Source: RefSeq, a predicted model, not a curated record